This is a messenger RNA of Naegleria gruberi, 1438 nucleotides long. RefSeq lists its product as uncharacterized. The transcript has 2 exons. The coding region runs from base 1 to 1170 and encodes 389 amino acids. The record is from RefSeq and is a predicted model, not a curated record. Lineage: Eukaryota; Heterolobosea; Eutetramitea; Acrasida; Naegleriidae.
AUGGGUUCGAAGGCAAUGACAAGUAUGCGAGAGUUGUUUCCAGAGUCGGAGCACUUGAUUCCGAUUAUUGAGAAGAUGUCGUGCACGCAUUGGAGAAGAUAUUUUCUUGUUGUGAAUGCAUUUGAUUGUGGGGAGAAGAAGAAACAGGAAUUGUGGGGUUUUACUAGAGAUCCAGAAUUGAUUGAUAAAUAUGGACAUAAUGAAGAGUGUAUUAGGUUUAGUUUCUUUGAGGAGAGAGGGUUAUAUAUUGUGGAUAUAGUUUCUGGAGCUUAUUUUACAUUCUUUAUUACAAAUGAUGGUAUUUAUGGAAUUGGAGAGAAUGAAAAUGGGCAGUUGGGAGUUGGAAAUAACUUAAAUCAGAACGAUUUUGUGAAAAUUGAGAGUUUGAAUGGUUUGAAUAUUAAGAAAUUGGUCUGUGGAACUUUCUUUUCAAUGGUAUUGACCCAAGAUUCUGAAGUUUAUGGAUUUGGAUUGAAUCAUUGGGGUCAGCUUGGACUGGGAUAUAAAUCUGAGAGUGUCUUGCUACCAACCAAAUUGGAAAUGUUUGGGAAGGGAAAGAUUGAGUUGGAAACUAUUUAUUGUGGAGAACACAAUGUAUUCUUUUUAACCACUCCAAGUGCAUCAACAAAUUAUCUGAAACAAUUAUAUGCUUGUGGUUAUAUGGAAUUUGGGCAAUUGACAGAGCAAUAUUGGGAAAAGUAUGAUUAUGUUGAUGGGGUUAUCACUGAAGAAUGUUGGGAAAGAGUUUACAAAGUUGAGCCUGUCUUGAUUGACUUCUUUUCAAAGAGCAAGGAAAAAACUGUCAAGAAUAUGAUAUCAAGUUAUGGAUUUUCUAUGAUUAUUACUCAGGAUGGUUGUUUAUAUACUUUUGGAACUCAGAGGGAUGGUGAGUUGGGUAUUGACGCUAAAAAUGAUGAGGUAUAUCCAAUUACUGAAAUUCAAUGGAAAGGAGAUGAAAUUAGAAGCAUGACAUGUGGAACUGAUAAUACACACUUUCUGACAAAUAAUGGAAGCAUUUAUAAUACUGGACAUCAUUACGUUAUGAGUCUAGUUAAACAGAAAUUGAAACAACAGCUUGUCUACAACAAUAUUCCAACACUGGUAUUCAAAUUUGAUCAAAUUAGUAGAGAUGAUAGAAUUCUAAUGAGCUCUAGUACCGAAAUUUAUUAGCAAAAUUUAUAAGAAACUAUAGAAACCUUUCUGGAUUUUCUGAUAUCUCCAUAACUUUUAAAUAAUUGAAAUGAAUUUGUGGCUACUUUUCACUCAACUGUAAGAGUAAAAUCUGUAAUCGUAGAAUUUAUUAGGUAGAGAGUGGAAUGUUCACAUACUUCUUGUGAUGUUUCCUACGAGUGUACUAGAAAUCAACAUCAUAUACUUGGUAAAUUGACAACAUGAUGAAAAUCUGCUAAUAAAUAAUAGUAAAAAACAUGUUACUUUC